AUGUCCACCGCCCCCACCGCCCCCAACGCCCCCCAGCCCGCCUCCGCCACCAUCUUUCCCCCCGGCGUCACCCCCUUCGCAAACCGCAAAUUCCCCAAGACCAUCUGCAUGUUUGACGUCGACGGCACCCUCUCCCUCGCCCGCCAGCUCGCCUCUCCCUCCAUGUUUGCCACCCUCAAAGAGCUCCGCAAGUACACCGCCGUCGCCUUUGUCGGUGGGUCCGACUUGAGCAAGAUCUUGGAGCAGGUCGGCAGUUUGGACAACUUUGAUUAUGGGUUUGCGGAGAAUGGGCUGGUGGGGUACAAGUUUGGACAGCACAUGUCUAGUGCUAGCUUUAUUGAGCAUGUGGGGGAGAAGGAGUACCAGAAGCUUGUCAACUGGGUGCUGAGGUACUUGAGUGACAUUGAGCUGCCUAUUAAGCGAGGUACUUUUAUCGAGUUUAGGAAUGGUAUGAUCAACAUCUCUCCUAUCGGUAGGAACGCCUCUAUCCAGGAGCGUAUCGACUUUGAAAAGUACGACAAGGAGCACGGUAUCCGAGCUACCAUGGUUACCAAGAUGGAGCAAGAAUUUGUCCACCUCGGAUUGACCUUUUCCAUCGGUGGUCAAAUCAGCUUUGACGUCUUCCCUCAGGGCUGGGACAAGACCUACUCUCUCCAGCACAUUGAGCCCGAAGGUUUCACCGACAUUCACUUCUUCGGUGACAAGACUUACAAGGGCGGUAACGACUACGAGAUCUACUCUGACCCCCGAACUAUCGGCCAUGCCGUGGAGAACCCCGAGCACACGCAACGUCUUCUUGACGAGUUGUUCUUGACUGUUGCCUAA
Messenger RNA from Cryptococcus wingfieldii CBS 7118, 825 nucleotides. Its product is annotated as phosphomannomutase. Gene Ontology annotation, biological process: GDP-mannose biosynthetic process; mannose metabolic process; protein N-linked glycosylation. Bases 1 to 825 code for a protein of 274 amino acids. The record is from RefSeq and is a predicted model, not a curated record. Gene Ontology annotation, molecular function: phosphomannomutase activity. The transcript has 6 exons. Gene Ontology annotation, cellular component: cytosol. Lineage: Eukaryota; Fungi; Basidiomycota; Tremellomycetes; Tremellales; Cryptococcaceae.